This is a messenger RNA of Lactuca virosa, 411 nucleotides long. The record is from the annotation of a GenBank genome assembly. NCBI's taxonomy places the organism in Eukaryota, Viridiplantae, Streptophyta, Magnoliopsida, Asterales, Asteraceae.
AUGAAAGAUGAUGCUAUUGUGACACCUAUGUAUGAGGUUGCUUCUAAUAAUAAUGAAAAUGAUGGUGUUACAAAAUGUGUAUCUAAGGAAAAGGAUGUGGAAGAUAGUGACAGAUGUGACAAUGUUGGUGAUGAUACUAUUGAAGAUGAUAUUUCUAAGACACCGAUCUCCAUAUGUGGUUUACAAGAUGGGGGAGAAAGUGAAGUUGGGGAUGAUACUAUUGAAGAUGAUAUUUCUAAGACACCUAUCUCCAUAUGUGGUUUACAAGAUGGUGGAGAAAGUGAAGAUGCUUGUGCUGUUAUUGAAGUUGAUUCUUCUGAAAAAUCGUUUAUCGGAUCCUUAAUAACACCAAUGAAGCGUCGACUUCCACGAUUGUGUGAGGAGUCUUCGGAAGAUGAUAUUGUUAGUUGA